Messenger RNA from Liolophura sinensis, 1105 nucleotides. RefSeq lists its product as uncharacterized. The record is from RefSeq and is a predicted model, not a curated record. Bases 124 to 1002 code for a protein of 292 amino acids. NCBI's taxonomy places the organism in Eukaryota, Metazoa, Mollusca, Polyplacophora, Chitonida, Chitonidae. The transcript is spliced from 4 exons.
ACCUGGGAAAUCCUCCACAGGUUUAUCUCUUUCCCCGGAUACAGGAACUUUAAUAAACCCAGCUCGUUCGGAGACAACAGACGGCGCGGCCGAAUUCGGUCUUGGCGCGAAGUGUUGGAAGGGAUGAUAAGAAUGGAGGAAUGGCAGACGAUUGAAGGAAUGCACGUCCACGCCUGGUCGAUUUCAGGCCUGGAGACAUGCGUCGUUCUAAAAAAAACAGACUUAGGGUUUGUAGCUUUUGACAUGGGCGCUUCGACACGCGAGAGUUUAAAAUGUCAGCACGUCUUUAUCAGUCAUGGUCACAUGGACCAUAUCUCCGCUAUUCCUCAGCAUGCUACCAAACAGGAUCUCUUCAAAAUGAAGCCAGCUACAUACUUUGUGCCAUCCCAUUUAGUGGAGCCCUUACAAGAUGUGGCUGAAGGCUAUUACAGGAUGCAUGAGAGCUCUGAAUCUCUGGGCAAGCUGAGAAUAAAGGGCAUAGAACCAGGAGACACAGUACAUUUACCCGGUGGUCACUUCAUCCAGCCGUUUCCUACAGUGCACCGUGUCCGAAGUCAGGGUUAUAUACUGUACCGUAAACUGAAGAAGCUAAACCCUGAGUACCUGGGAUUGCCUGGACAUGCAGUGGCUGCCAAAAUCCGAGAAGGGGUGGCUGUUCACAACACUCUUGUCACACCUGAGGUAGCUUAUACAGGUGACACACAGUUUGAGAUAUUUUUGUCGCCGCCAAAUCCUGAUUUGCUCAAGGUGCGUUUACUAAUCAUGGAGACUACGUACAUUGACGACAGUUGUUCAGUGGAAAAAGCCAAAGACCGCGGUCACAUACACCUCCACGAACUUGUGCGCAAUGCCCACCUCUUCUCCAAUGUCCAGUCCAUACUGCUAAUACACCUAUCUGACAAAUACUCACCAAGAUUUAUCAGGGACACUGUUUACAAGUCACUCCCCCACUCCUUGGUCAACAAGGUACACCUAGGGCUGCUGGCCAAAGAGAAGUAUUGAGUUCUCAACUACAGUAUUAGCUCAUCAGGGACAAUCUCCUACAUGAGGUAGGAAUAGUCAGUGCAUAUAACUGUCAGACUUGAUUCGUCUACCCAUCAAAAUC